Amphiprion ocellaris (clown anemonefish) is the source of this 2359-nucleotide messenger RNA. It is a transcript of the gene cxcr2, whose product is annotated as chemokine (C-X-C motif) receptor 2. NCBI's taxonomy places the organism in Eukaryota, Metazoa, Chordata, Actinopteri, Pomacentridae. The transcript has 2 exons. The record is from RefSeq and is a predicted model, not a curated record. Gene Ontology annotation, cellular component: membrane. The coding region runs from base 66 to 1220 and encodes 384 amino acids. Gene Ontology annotation, molecular function: C-X-C chemokine receptor activity. Gene Ontology annotation, biological process: neutrophil chemotaxis; immune response; G protein-coupled receptor signaling pathway.
UCCACUACGUCUCCUUGACAAGUCGCGUUAUUCUUGUUUAACCUGUACACAGGAAAAAAAGAGAGAUGAAGCUGCAACUUUUCACAGUUACUCUAUUGAAGUAUUUGGCACUGGCCAAUCAAGCAGAAGGAGAAAAACAGUUGAUGUCCACUAAUGAAUAUGAGGGCCUUUUCGAUGAUCCAUACUUCAGCUCAAUGGAGAACACUACUUAUGCUUAUGAAGACUACGAACCAUCUACUCCCUGCAACAUCACUGUGCCUGGAUUUAACAGCUUGGGCCUGAUGAUUGUCUACUUCAUCGUGUUUGUUUUCAGCCUCUUUGGCAACAGCGUAGUCGUCUAUGUGGUUUGCUAUAUGAAGAAAGGCAGAGCCAGCACAGAUAUCUACUUGAUGCACCUUGCGCUGUCAGACCUCCUCUGCUGCCUCACCCUCCCGUUCUGGGCUGUGGAUACGCACUUUGGUUGGAUCUUUGGCAACUUCCUGUGCAAACUCUUCUCGGGCUUUCAGGAGGCCUCAGUGUACAGCGGCGUGUUCCUGCUGGCGUGCAUCAGCGUGGACCGUUACUUUGCCAUUGUGAGAGCCACACGUGUGCUGCCCUCUCAUCACCUGCUGGUCAAAGUGGUGUGCAGCGUUGUGUGGCUGGUGGCUGCAGCGCUGGCCUUACCUGUGGCCAUUAAGAGGGAGAGCAUGUACGAUGAUGACCUGGGCAAGUUCAUCUGCUACGAAAACCUAACUAAUGAAAGCAGUGACCAGUGGCAAGUCAGCAUACGUCUCCUGAGGCAUACGAUGGGCUUCUUCCUGCCUCUGCUGGUCAUGGCGGUGUGUUACGGCUGGACCGUGGUGACACUGUUCCACACCCGCAGUCAACAGAAGCACAAGGCCAUGCGCGUCAUCCUGGCAGUGGUGUUGGCAUUUAUAGUGUGCUGGCUGCCUCAUAACGUCACUGUGCUGAUUGACACACUCAUACGAGGCGAGACGAUUGAGGUGAAGACAUGUGAAACUCGCUACAGGGUGGAAGUGGUUCUACAUUUGGCCAAAGUGUUAGCCUUCAUGCACUGUGCGGUGAACCCGGUGUUGUAUGCCUUCAUUGGGGAGAAGUUUCGUAACCAGCUGCUCUUAGCUCUCUACAAACAUGGCUGCAUCAGCAAGAGGCUCCACAUGGCUUACAGAAAGAGCUCCGGCAGCAGUAUCAGAUCCAGAAACACCUCUGUCACUAUGUGAACAAAAAGUUCUAAUGGAGGAUUAGGUGGUGGCGAUUUAUAUUUCUACUCCCAGGUGGCCAAUUGUUGUAAUAUAAUCUGAAAAGAAAAAGAAAACUAAUAUUUGUUAGAUGGUGGUUAGCACUUUCACCUUGCAGCUGGAAGAUCCCCGGUUUGUGUCCCGACCUGGGCCUGGGAGCUUUCUCUGUGGAGUUUGCAUGUUCUCCCUGUGCAUACAUGGGUUUUCUCCAGGUACUGCUUCUUCCCAUAGUCCAAAAACAUGCUCAGGUUUAUUGGUGAUUCUAAAUUGUCUGUAGGUGUGAAUGUGAGUGUGAUUGUUGCCUCUAUGUGUAGUCCAGUGAUAGAGUGGUGACAUGUCCAAGGUGUCCCCUGCCUUCACCCAAGGUCAGCUGGAUAGACUCCAGCCCCCCGUGACCUUAAUGAGGAUUAAACAGUGAAUAAAUGAUUGAUGGAUGGAGGAAUAACAAGACUGCUAAUAAAGUUCACACUGGUUAUUUACUUCAGAGCCUCAGCAUCCUGCCAUAGCCCAGAUGUAACAUUUACAAGCAGGACUGUGUUUUUAUUUUCAAAUAACUUAAUUAUCAUUGAUCAAUGAGUCCAAAAGGUUCACACUCCAGAAGGAAAAAACAAAAAACAAACAAAAAUGGAGAACUUUCUAUCAAAGUGCAUGAUGAGAAAGCUGCCCAGUUUGGACUACUUCCAUGAUGCCAUACUUUCACUGCUUUGAGAACUCAUGCAGCUAUUAAGAUGUUAUUGUUGUGCAUUUUACAAAGCUUGCAUGUUUCUUCUUGAAAUGAAAGGCAUUUAAGUCCCAUAUUAAUGAAAUGUCUUCAGACACUGCAGUGUUUCCAUUUGAACACCUUUUUGUUUUGUUGACCUGAAAAAAAAAGCUUUUCUGCCUAUCAGCUAUCUUAAUCUUUUAAACAGGAAGAAGUGGUGAAAUCUGCUCUUUGUUUUCAAAAGCAGUGUACGUUGCGUCUCUUAGAUGAUGACUGUCAUUUAUGCAACAAUUCUGUAGAAGCCAUGGCUGCAGGAAACAAAACAUUGUGGUUCGUAACAAGUGUUGUAAUAAUACAAUGUUGCAUGUUUUUCACUGUCCAUGAACUUGUUUCUUGCAUUAUUAAUAAAAUAUUUUCUAGA